AAUUUUGUAACUCAUGUGAUAAAGUUGAUUUGAAAUCCGUAUGUGAGAUUAAACUGAAGUGGUUUAUUUAUUUUUUGGACUUUGCUUUUUGAUAUUUUUAUACUUCUGCAAAAGUGCUUGUUUAAUAAAUCCUCGUAAAAUGGAAGUGACAAAAGCCGAAAUUGAUAGUCUCCGUACUGCCUUUUUACAAGAUUUGGAAACCAAAGGGAUAGAUUCAAUACAUCCAAAGGAUUUGGACAGGAUUAAAACCAGUGAUCAUUGGUUGGAAAGGUUUUUAAAACAUAAUGAGAAAAAUCAACAGAUGUCCUUGGAAAUGAUGUGGGAAAGUGUUAAAUGGAGGAAAGAAUUUAAAACCAAUGAAAUAACUGAAGAUAACAUUAAAAAAGAUAUAAUAGUAACAGGAGCGUUUUUCCCUUAUGGUAGAGACAAAGAUGGUUCUACUCUUCUUGUUUUUAAAUGUAUAAAGCACAAAAAAGGGCAAGUAGAUAUGGAAGAUUUGAAAAGAUGUAUUAUUUAUUGGUUUGAGAGGGUUGAUAGAGAAGAGAAUGGAAAUCCUGUUUCCUUAUUUUUUGAUAUGGAAGGUUGUGGAUUGGCCAACAUGGACAUGGAACUGACCAAAUACCUUAUUGGCCUUUUUAAAACAUACUAUCCAUAUUUUCUCAACUAUAUUCUAAUCUUUGAGAUGCCUUGGGUACUUAGUGCCGCGUUCAAGAUAAUCAAAUCUUGGUUGCCAGAAAAAGCUAUAGAAAAAAUAAAGUUUGUGUCCAAGAAGGAUAUUAAAAACUUUGUACCAUUGGAUCAAGCUCUUGUAUGCUGGGGUGGAACUAGCAACUAUCAAUUCAGUUUCAUACCAGAGGAGAAGACACCACUCAAGGAAUUAACAAACAACAACAAAAAGGUCCACUUCAUGGAUGGCGCGCUGAUGUCCGACUCUGCGAACAGCGGUGGUGACAGGGAAAAUGAGGGCGGCGCGCUUAAAGUGCAGCCCAACAGUAUCAUUACCUUCGUCAAAGAAGGAAAUGAACUCACCAGCACGUUGUCGAUUGAAAACACUGACGCCUCAAUUUCACUUUCGUAUAAGUUGAAAACUACCUCGCCAGAAAAGUUCAGGGUGAAGCCAAGCACCGGCAUCUUGCAGCCCUUGGGCAAAGCUACGAUCACCGUUACCCUGGUGGCUGGCUAUCACAUCGGCGGCCUGUCCAAGGACAAGUUCCUGAUAAUGAGCACGGUGCUCGACGCCAACGAGGCGAUGAAGGACGCCGCCGAAAUCUGGAAGAACGUGGGCAACAGAAAGGUGAACCAAGUGCGGAUGCGGUGCGUCCAAAGCGGCGACCUCACCAGAAACGGAAACCUGGAACAGGGCAACGGCGGUGACGCGGAUCAGGAUAUGUUGGGUAAACUGUCGUCGGCCGUUUCCAAGAUCAACGACCACCAGGAGGAAUUGAGUAAGGCGGUCCAACGGACCCAGUACUAUCAGAUUGCUACGGUCGUGUUGAUCGUACUGAUGGCCGCCGUAUUGGGUUUCGUGUUGAGGAACGACAUACGCCAAGUUGCGUUGUCCAGCUCGUACUGUUCGGCACCGCCUCCCCUUCCGAAGCAAUAACUAAAGAUAGCAGGGCCAAGAAACGACAUACCGUUUAGUUAUAGAUUAUUGGAAAGGUUUAUUUAUCAGAUUCUUUAUAUUUUUUGUAAAGUUUACUACGAUUACUUUGGCUAAUAGCAUUUGGCUCCUGCAAACAUACACAAGACAAUAUAGUUACUACUGGUUAAGUCAUAACGUCUUGAUUUUUACAUGUUUUUGUUCUAAUUUUAUAUAAAUAAAUAUUUAUAUAUUGUUUAUAUUUGUUUAAAGUUUGUUUAUAUUUUUAAAUUUUAUAUCAGGUAGUGUGAUAUUGUAACCUACGAUAUGUAACAAUCAUUUAGUAUGGAACUGAUUUAUUUGUAUAUAAUAAAA
Aethina tumida (small hive beetle) is the source of this 1954-nucleotide messenger RNA. Its product is annotated as motile sperm domain-containing protein 2-like. The record is from RefSeq and is a predicted model, not a curated record. Lineage: Eukaryota; Metazoa; Arthropoda; Insecta; Coleoptera; Nitidulidae. Bases 140 to 1603 code for a protein of 487 amino acids. The transcript is spliced from 9 exons.